This is a messenger RNA of Musca domestica (house fly), 855 nucleotides long. It is a transcript of the gene Grx3, whose product is annotated as glutaredoxin 3. Bases 120 to 758 code for a protein of 212 amino acids. Lineage: Eukaryota; Metazoa; Arthropoda; Insecta; Diptera; Muscidae. The record is from RefSeq and is a predicted model, not a curated record. The transcript has 4 exons.
AUUUCAUUUGACAUUUGCAUUGACCCAUCGAAAAGGAGAAAAAUCACGUACCAUACUCAUUUGCAAAACAAAUUAUAUAUAUAAAAAAGUUGUGAAAAUACAAAAGUAUAUAAUUCAAAAUGCCGGUAACUGUAAUUAAAUCUGAAGAGGAAUACAAACAACUAAUUGGUGCCGACAAAACAUCAGUGGUAUUAUUUUCGGCAGAAUGGGCAGAACAAUGCAAACAGGUUUUGGAUGUAUUGGAAGAUCUGAGCAAAUUAUUAGGUGAUAAAUUGCAAUUUAUAACAAUUACCGCCGAAGAAUAUCCCGAAGUGGCAAUGAAACAUCAGAUUGAGGCUGUACCCACUGUAAUCUUUUUCACCAAAGGAACGGCGGUAGAUCGUGUUGAUGGUGUAGAUAUCCCCUCACUUAGUGCAAAAUGUAAAAAACUGGGUGCAUCGGCCACAAGUGAUCAACCCCUGGAGGAACGUCUGAAGGCACUGAUAAAUAAAGCACCUCUAAUGAUUUUCAUGAAGGGUGAUCGUGAAGCUCCCCGUUGUGGUUUUUCCAAGCAACUGAUUGCUAUUGUCAAUGAAACUGGACUUCCCUAUGAAACGUUUGACAUCCUAACCGAUGAAGAAGUACGUCAAGGUCUCAAAACAUAUUCCGAUUGGCCAACAUAUCCCCAAGUAUAUGUUAAAGGAGAACUAGUUGGCGGUCUGGACAUUAUCAAAGAGCUCAAAGCCAACAACGAACUGGAAACUACUCUAAAAGGCUAAUAAAUGAAAAAUAAAAUACACGAGUAACAUUCAUUCAAAUAAACAAACAUGUGAGACUAUUAUUUUUUACAAAAUAAAUGGAUUAAGAUUAACUAAA